Nanorana parkeri is the source of this 2018-nucleotide messenger RNA. RefSeq names its product DDB1 and CUL4 associated factor 11 (gene DCAF11). Gene Ontology annotation, molecular function: protein binding. NCBI's taxonomy places the organism in Eukaryota, Metazoa, Chordata, Amphibia, Anura, Dicroglossidae. Bases 112 to 1713 code for a protein of 533 amino acids. The transcript is spliced from 15 exons. The record is from RefSeq and is a predicted model, not a curated record. Gene Ontology annotation, cellular component: Cul4-RING E3 ubiquitin ligase complex. Gene Ontology annotation, biological process: proteasome-mediated ubiquitin-dependent protein catabolic process.
AACUCUUGCGACCUGUCGACCAACCAAAGCUGAGUCACAUGUCAAGUCCGGGAAGCGGAAGCUGCGGAGAGAAGUGUGAAGCGGUGUAAACAUUGUUCGUGGGAAUGGAGAAUGGGAACGCGUAGUAGCAGUAGCGCAGGAGGAGCUUCGGGGGAUUCUCCAGAGGACUCCCACAACAGUUCCGCAUCUCGUGGUGGACUUCAGGAUGAUGAUGAUGAGGAGAACGUUGACCUGGCGCAGGUACUGGCGUAUCUUCUGCGCAGAGGGCAAGUACGGCUAGUUCAGGGAGGAAUUCCUGCAAGUGUGCAUCUGAUACAGUCCCUAUCGGAUUCUGAUGAUGACAAUGACAGUGCUUGGGAGGGAUGCUUGGGAGAUCGCUACAACCCCCCUGCUGAUUCAGCUCCAGACACUGCUGCACUGGAUCAGAGCCAGAUCAGAACCCAGGUUCUGCUUGCAACAGGGAGGUUAGGAGGACGCACAGAGCAGAAUAUUACCCGACAGCUGUUGGAGAGAGUGCGAGGGGGGUGUGGUUUUUCUCACGGAGAGCGCUGCCGUAUGACAUCAAAUUUUCUGCCAAACAGUGUGUCUGCCACAGAUUCAUAUUCCCAGAAGGCAUUCUGUGGAGUAUAUUCCAAAGAUGGUGCAAUCUUUAUGUCGGCUUGCCAGGAUCAAAAUAUUCGCCUCUAUGACUGCCGGUAUGGCGCCUUCAAGAAAUUCCGAACUGUGAGGGCCAGAGAUGUGGGCUGGAGCGUGCUUGAUGUGGCUUUUACUCCAGAUGGAGGGCACUUCUUGUACUCCAGCUGGUCUGAUUACAUUCAUGUCUGCAACAUAUAUGGUGAGCCGGAGUCACACACUGCGCUGGAUCUCUGUCCCUCAGAGCGACGUUUUGCUGUUUUCUCUCUUACUGUGUCUUGCGAUGGACGGGAAGUGCUUGGCGGAGCCAAUGAUGGAUGUGUGUAUGUGUAUGACCGAGAACAAAACCGUCGAACCCUAAAGAUUGACUCUCACGAAGAUGAUGUGAAUGCUGUUGCAUUUGCCGAUGACAGCUGCCACAUUCUGUAUUCUGGAGGAGAUGACGCCCUGUGUAAAGUGUGGGACCGUCGCACAAUGCGAGAAGAUGAUCCCAAACCAGUGGGGGUGUUAGCUGGACAUCAAGAUGGGAUCACCUUCAUUGACAGCAAGGGAGAUGCACGGUAUCUCCUUUCUAAUUCCAAAGACCAGAGCAUUAAACUGUGGGACAUCAGGCGGUUUUCAGGACCAGAGGGACUUGAAGCCUCACGCAGAGCCGUAACACAGCAAAAUUGGGAUUACAGGUGGCAGCAGGUGCCCAAAAGAGCUCUCAGGAAGAAACGCCUUUCCGGCGACACAUCUCUGAUGACUUACCGUGGCCAUGGAGUCUUACACACUUUGAUCAGAUGUCACUUCUCCCCUGCUUACAGUACUGGUCAGCAGUAUGUGUACAGUGGGUGUUCUACUGGUCGAGUUGUCGUAUAUGAUUUGUUGACGGGUCAGAUAGUGAAGAAACUGACCAACCACAAGGCAUGUGUGCGGGAUGUGAGCUGGCAUCCAUGUGAGACCAAGCUUGUGAGCAGCUCUUGGGAUGGCACCGUUCGUGUCUGGGAACACCAGCAGUCUGAGUUUUAUGAAGAUGACCUGCAUAUCCCACCAAUGGACCCUGACUGCAGCCCCGCCAGCAGCUCUAGCUCCUGGUAGCCCCCUGGCCUGCCUGACAUUCUUUUAGAGAAUGUGAAGUCUGAUGGAUAGAUCAACAAAUAAUGUGGGGUUUGUGUGAAUGUGGUACUGAAUGUAAGGUUGUGUUUUUUAGGAUCUGGUAACCUAAAAAGACUGCAGAGGUCAUGUAAAUGGACCUCUGUAGCAGGCGUUACAAAACUGGUGGUGGGCUUCUUGGUGGGACAUGGCAGCACCUGUUGGUGACAUGUGGAGAAGAGAUAGUACUGAAAUGAAUUUGUUGUGUUCCUGACUUCUAUAUCUUGAAUAAACAUGUCCGAAAUCUUUGA